Molecule: messenger RNA, 1907 nt
Organism: Trifolium pratense (red clover)
Lineage: Eukaryota; Viridiplantae; Streptophyta; Magnoliopsida; Fabales; Fabaceae
Product: ACT domain-containing protein ACR4-like
Exons: 9
Coding region: 273-1625 (450 amino acids)
Source: RefSeq, a predicted model, not a curated record
ACCAUCAUUCGGUCGUUCUUCCAUUCCACCGCAUAACCGUCUGCACUCCUAUUCACUAACGUGCGCCAUCAGUUACUAGUAACAUUCUGUUUUCAAAUAGUAACAACUCACAAAAUAAAAAUACAAAAACAAGAGAGAGAAAUUAUCAAAGAUAGUGACAUUCACAUACAAAGCGAAAGAGAAAAAGAGAGUCUGCAAAUUUUUUAGAGAUAGAACCUAGGAAGAAGAAACUUUUACUGUAGCAUUUCACCAAUCCUAAACAAGGAACUGUAAUGGCUUUUAUUUCUGAGGUCAACAUGAGCUAUUCUCAGUCUCACUACAUGGAUGAUGAAUAUGAGAAACUCUUCAGGAGAAUGAACCCUCCUAGGGUUGUAAUUGAUAAUGAAGCCUGCAAGAAUGCCACUGUUAUAAGGGUUGAUAGUGCAAACAAACAUGGAAUACUUCUUGAAGUUGUUCAAAUCCUCACUGAUCUAAAUCUCAUCAUUCUUAAGGCUUACAUCUCUUCUGAUGGUGGAUGGUUUAUGGAUGUUUUUAAUGUAACUGGCCAAGAUGGAAACAAGGUCACAGAUGAAGUCAUUUUGGAUUACAUUAGAAAGUCUCUUGGUCCUGAAUCUUGCUUUCCAACUACUAUGAGAUCUGUUGGUGUUAAACAAACAAUGGACCACACUGCGAUCGAGCUUAUGGGAAGUGAUAGGCCGGGAUUGCUCUCCGAAGUUAGCGCUGUUCUCACAAACCUCAAAUGCAACAUAGUAAAUGCCGAGGUUUGGACUCACAACAUGCGUGCAGCCUCUGUAAUGCAUGUGACCGAUGAGGAAACCGGUUCUGCUAUAACUGAUUCUCAGAGACUUUCACUUAUCAAGGAGCUUCUAUGCAAUGUGCUUGGCGGUGGAAAUAGGAAAAGGGGUGCCAAGACUGUUGUUACUGAUGAUUCAACUCAUACUGAUAGAAGGCUUCAUCAGAUGAUGUUUGAUGAUAGGGAUUACGAACGUGUUGACGAUGAUUUUGAUGAGAAACAAAGACCAAAUGUUGAUGUUGUGAAUUGGUCUGAUAAGGAUUAUUCUGUUGUUACUAUUGAAUGUAAGGAUCGGCCAAAGCUUUUGUUCGACACGGUUUGUACUUUAACAGAUAUGCAAUAUGUGGUUUUUCAUGCCAAUAUUGAUGCUGAGGGGCCACAAGCAUAUCAGGAAUAUUACAUCAAGCAUAUCGACGGAUCUCCUGUAAAAUCUGAUGCAGAAAGACAAAGAGUGAUACAUUGUCUUGAAGCUGCAAUUGAGAGAAGAGUUUCUGAGGGUUUGAAGCUAGAACUAUGCACCACCGACAGAGUAGGACUAUUAUCAAAUGUGACACGUAUCUUUAGAGAGAAUAGUCUCACAGUUACAAGAGCAGAAGUAACAACAAAAGGAGGAAAAGCUGUUAACACUUUCUAUGUUCGUGGUGCUUCUGGUUGUAAUGUUGAUUCUAAGACCAUUGAAUCCAUUAGACAAACAAUUGGUAACACAAUACUAAAAGUUAAGGGUAGUUCUGAAUCUGUACCUCAAGAUUCUCCUACAAGAUCUUCUAUCUUUAGUGGUCUUUUCAAGUCUAGAUCUUUUGUUAACUUUGGUUUGGUUAAAUCUUACUCUUGAAUCUUUAUGAAGCUUUUGUUGCAUUGUACAGUUACAAGAUUUGGAGUUGCAAAAAGGGUUAGUAGAGGAAGUGUGUGACUUUAGCUUUAGGAUAUCUUAAAAGCUUGAACCUUAGGAAGUGUUUGGUUGUAAAUUCUCAAGUAAUCUCUCAUGCUUUAGUUUUUUUAGUUUUUCCACUAAUUGCUAUUAAUCCAAUCGUUAGUUGGAGUAAUGAAAGCAAAUUGAGAACCUAUCAUUUGUAUAUAUUCACUUGAUUUUUAGGAAGCUUGUAUAGUUUUCUUA